AUGUCGACCUAUAACUCUUCUUCUUCUUCUUGUUCAUCUUCUACCUCUUCACUCCCUCUCGACCUCCUCCACAAUGUCCUCUCUCGGCUACCCACUAUAUCGCUCCUCGAGCUCCAGUCCGUCUGCAGACAAUGGCGCGACAUCAUCGACGAUCCGCACUUCACCGCCAUGCACGCUACCAGCGGCGUCGAAAGUCCCCGGAUUCUGCUGCUCUCAGAGCCAAGCCGCGGCGUGGAGGCCCCCCAAUUCGCGGUGGACGAUGAGUUCCUGGUGACUUCACUCCCCAUAUCGGUCGUGAGGCCGUGGGUCCACGCAGCUGGAGCUUCAUCUCACGGGUUGCACUGCUUUAUGGACCUCCGCGACGGCGCGACCUAUCUCCUUAACUCUCUGACCCGAGCAAUCGUCCCGAUGCCAAGCUUCGACCCGUUGGGCGGACUGUGGUGCCCAUGCCAUAUCGGAAUCGGAGUGGACCGCCUGACCGGCCGGUACAAGAUCGUGCGCGUGAGCUACUUGAACGACGACUCAGUCGUCGCACAAAGGGCAGAGGUCCUUGAUCAGGGCUCGCAGUCAUGGAGGGACAUAGCGAGCGUCCCUCCCAGACUCCUCCCCAGAAACCCCAUGUUCGUUGCCGGAUCGAUCCACUGGUUAGUCGCCGGCCAAGGCGGUGUCGUCGGGAUCUCUUCCUUCGGCAUCGCAAAGGAGGAGUUCGACUGGACUCCAUGCCCGGCGCUCCAAAACGCCUUCCUGGUGGAUGUCCAGGGAGUGCUGGGGCUCGCCCACCGCUCGCCCAAGAGGGGCGACUUUGUGGGUGAUGGAGGAGAGUCGGCGGUGGGUGAAGGUGCAUGGUGUCCGGCCGAGGAGUCCCUGCUACCUUAA
This is a messenger RNA of Eucalyptus grandis, 876 nucleotides long. Its product is annotated as F-box/LRR-repeat protein At2g43260-like. NCBI's taxonomy places the organism in Eukaryota, Viridiplantae, Streptophyta, Magnoliopsida, Myrtales, Myrtaceae. The transcript has a single exon. Gene Ontology annotation, molecular function: protein binding. The record is from RefSeq and is a predicted model, not a curated record. Bases 1 to 876 code for a protein of 291 amino acids.